Messenger RNA from Pleurotus ostreatus (oyster mushroom), 1215 nucleotides. RefSeq lists its product as uncharacterized. Gene Ontology annotation, cellular component: nucleus. The transcript has 4 exons. Bases 1 to 1215 code for a protein of 404 amino acids. NCBI's taxonomy places the organism in Eukaryota, Fungi, Basidiomycota, Agaricomycetes, Agaricales, Pleurotaceae. The record is from RefSeq and is a predicted model, not a curated record. Gene Ontology annotation, biological process: DNA repair.
AUGGCUCGCGCUGGAACCCAACGGACUCGUUCCCAGAACACUCAGCCUCAGGCGUCCCAGUCGCGCCAACCGCGGGGUAGCCAACGUCCUCGCCAGCCUUCGAGACAUGGAAGACAAGAAGAAGACGAACCUGAAGAAGACGAAGAGGAGGAGGAGGAGGAGGAGGAGGAGGGAGAUGAUAUGGACGUUGAUGCUGAUCUGAGAAAGGGAGAUGCGGACGGUGAUCUCUUGAGGAAAGCGAACGACCUUGUACGCCUCGCGUUAUUCAACGAACACAAGAGAACGCCGCUCAGACGCGAUGAAAUCUCGAAGAAGGUCAUGGGUUCGAAUGGGCGUGCAUUUACACGCGUCUUUCAACUAGCUCAGGAGAUCCUCGGUAAAACAUUCGGUAUGGAACUCGUCGAACUCAGAUCGAGAGCCGAGCUCGAGAAAGGUGCAGCCCCUAGUGGCGGAGGUGGCGGAGACGAACUCGAUGAAGUGCAGAAGGCAACAACUGUCAAGAAGAAAUCGGCUGCGGCUGGAUCAAAGACGUAUAUCCUCCGGUCUACUCUCCAUCCAGUUAUUAUAGACUGUGCGGCUCAAACGUACCCAGAGAUCCUUGAAGCUGAGACCGCAGACAUGGUUCUGGAAGAUGUCGACGACGAUGAAGACACUCCAGCUCUUCGAGUCCACGGAAGUAUCAUCGCUUGGAAUACUGGUGAUGACCUUGGUCCUACUGGCAUCUUAUACGUUAUCCUCGCGCUGAUCCUCAUUAAUGGUCGUGUUCUUGGUGACACUGAACUGCGAGCAUAUCUUAAACGCCUCAAGAUCCCCGUGUCGCACGGGAAUGUGCACUUCAGCGCGAAAUCUACCCACCAAUCUAUGACUGUCGAUGCGUAUCUCUCCCAGUUGAUCAGGCAGGGAUAUAUUGACCGUCGCAAGGUUGGUGAGUCAAAGAAAGGGAAAGGGAAGAGUAAACGUGGACGCGUGGCCCAAGAUGAUGACUCGGGGGUAACUUACGAAUGGUGCUGGGGCAACCGUGCCCAAAGCGAGGUCGGGGAGAAAGGCAUUGCUCAGUUUAUAGCUAAGUUUAUGGCCGGGGAAGAUGAGGACGACGAGGAGGACGAGGACGCACCCCGUGCGCGGCACAGACAACCAAAGGGCCCGAGCAAGUUUGACCGGAUGGUGACGGGUAUCGAACGAGCAGCAGGCGGGGAUUUGAACGAUGUCAAAUAG